Molecule: messenger RNA, 3327 nt
Organism: Fopius arisanus
Lineage: Eukaryota; Metazoa; Arthropoda; Insecta; Hymenoptera; Braconidae
Gene: Mau2
Product: Mau2 sister chromatid cohesion factor
Exons: 5
Coding region: 301-2073 (590 amino acids)
Biological process (GO): maintenance of mitotic sister chromatid cohesion; mitotic sister chromatid cohesion
Cellular component (GO): SMC loading complex; chromatin
Molecular function (GO): protein binding; double-stranded DNA binding
Source: RefSeq, a predicted model, not a curated record
ACCAUUGGCAAACAAGCGCAAAAAUUACGCAACAAUUGCACAUCUACUGCAGCGACUUUCUCUCAUCAUUCCUCCAGCAAUAAUAACCAGGAAGUUUUAAAGAGAUUAUUGGUGCCAGAGGUUGGAGGAAAACCAUUGAAUUUUUAACGAUAUCAAUAGCCAUUUUCCGAUGGAGUAGUCGUUAAAAGUCAAAACACAAUGCGCGCGCGCAUCCUCGAGGGGAUUCUCCUGUACCUCGCCUAAAGCUUUCUAUUCUCCUCUCAACACACAUCAUCCCAUACUCCGACCAGAAAUGUCAAAAUGGCGUCAUCACAGGACGCUUGGUAUCUCUCACUUUUGGGUUUAGCCGAGAAUUUUCGUACAUCAAAUCCACCAAAUAUAAAAUCAUGUAUACAGUGUUUACAAGCGGUAUUUUAUUUCAAACCACCGGCCCGUGUGGAAGCCAGGACCCACCUACAGCUUGGAAAUAUUCUACUCACACACACGAAAAACACAGACUUAGCGCGGUAUCACCUAGAACAAGCGUGGGGAUUGAGUCAGAACAUAAACACAUUCGACGAUGUCAAGUUCGAGGCUGCGAGCAUGAUUGGAGAGCUAGAUCAUCCCAAUCUGUCGAUGCCAAUUUUGAGGAGAGCUAUUGAAUUAUCACAGCACAAUGUUUACUGGCACUGCAGGCUCAUCUUCCAGCUCGCACAAAUGCAUGCAUCCGCCAGAGACUUUAUAGCAGCCAAUGGUCUCCUGGACAUUGGCAUUGACUACGCCCAAUUGAACAACGCCAGUUACACCCGUGUCCUCUUCCUCCUGAGCAGAUGCAUGCUCCUCCUGAUCGACAAGAAAUUCAACGAGGUUCACCCCCUGCUAAAUGCAGCAGGACGAUGUGUUGACACGUGGGAGGGUAGUAUCUACCAGAAAGAGUACCUCAAAGUAUUUUUUCUCGUACUCCAAGUGUGUCAUUACCUAAUGGCAGGACAAGUUAAAAGUGUUAAACCGUGUUUGAAACAGUUGCAACAAAGUAUACAGACAAUAAUGUCACCGCAAUGGCCCACAGACGAUGCUGUAGCUGGUACAAACAUUGGUGAUAUGUUUAUUUGGAUGCCAAAGGAACAUUUGUAUGUAUUAGUUUAUCUCGUAACUGUUAUGCACUCGAUGCAGGCUGGAUACAUGGAGAAGGCACAAAAAUACACAGACAAGGCACUGACGCACAUUGAAAAGCUCAAGAGUGUUGACAAUAAACCGAUUCUCUCUGUUUUUCAAUUGAUGUUGCUCGAGCAUAUUGUCAUGUGUCGAUUGGUCAUGGGAAAUAAGAGUGUUGCACUCACUGAGAUUGCACAAGCGUGUCAGCUGUGCAGGAAGCAGACGAGGCUGUUGCAGGGACAUGGACCACAAUUGCACACCUUGCUGGGACUGUAUGCAAUGUCGAUGAACUGUAUGGAAGCUGCCGAGGCGCAAUUCAUUGCAACUCUCAGGACCACUACUGAGAGGGAGCUCUGCACAUUUGCUAAUCUCAAUUUGGCUAUUGUCUAUUUGAGGACCAAACGGGAUCAAGAUCUUAAUGAAUUACUGGAUAGGAUUAAACCCGAAUCGUUGCCACCACAUUCACACUCGCUCAAGGCUGCGGCGUACUACGUACAGGGACUGCAGGCCUUUUUUGGAGCGAGAUACAAUGAGGCUAAGAGGUACCUGAGAGAAACAUUGAAAAUGGCAAACUCUGAGGAUCUCAACAGGUUAACAUCCUGUAGUCUGGUGCUCCUUGGUCACAUUUUCCUGUCUUUACUGAACGAGAGGGAGUCGAUGAACAUGGUGACGCCCGCCAUGCAAUUAGCAUCGAAAAUCCCUGACGUGCAUGUACAAUUAUGGGCUACAGCCAUUCUCAAAGAUCUGCAUCAUAAAAAUGGCAGUGGCAGUCACGAAAACGAGGCAUUCCAGAUGCACUGUACAUUCUCCCAAACUCUCCUGAAGGAUCACUUUCAGAGUUCCCAAAUGCCCGAACACUCAUUAAUUAAUUGGACAGACGGCCAAAUACCAGCCCUACCAUGUAGUACCCCCCCUUCCACCUCCAGAGCGAUACUUUAACGCGUGCAAGUGAUAAUCUCAUCUAUUUUUUAUUUUUGCAAAUCUACUUAAAUUAUUAUAGACUUGCACCACUCCUCAUAGACAAUGUUUUAACAAUUAAGAAGAAGGCAGCUGGAUUUCUCAUUUCAUUAGAAUAUCAUUCAAGUCAACUAACAACAAAUCGAUCUGUUGAAUUUGAAUGAUCCAGAUUUUGAUUGAUAGUCAAAUUUUUUUAAGACAAACAAGUGCAAAAAAAUUUUUCCUGUAAAUUAUUGUCAUUGUUUUCUUUUGUCGAUAGUUCCGGAGAAAUUUUUCGUUUUUUCUCGUUUACCCCGGGAGCCCAGAAAUAGUCGUAAGCCGUGUAAGUAAUAUACAUAAUUAUUAUAUGAAAGAAUGAUCAAAAAUAAUAGAGUUGAUGGAUUGCCUGAAGGGGCCUUAACGUUUUAGUCACUCGAACAUUUACCAUUCUUCAUUCCAUUGAUUUUUGCAUAAUAUUAUGAAGAAGUGGAAAUUGUUCGAGAGUCUGGCGUGCUGUAUAUAAAGAAAUUACCUUAAUUGAAAUAAAGAUAAACUAGGUAAUCGUCAAGCAAUCGUAGUUGAUUUACUUGUAGAGUAGUUCAGCUCAAAUCCUUCUGUUAGAGAGUCGAACUCAAAUGUUUUCGAAUUCAUUUAAUAUUUAAAAAACUUAUUGAAAAGGAGCUAAAUUACUGUGAAAUACUUUUCAUUUAUUAAGAUCGUAAAGAUAUCAUGCUCUUAGUUCUUCUUUUCCUUCAUAGAAAAUCAUCAAGGGUUGAAUUGUUUUAAGUCAACGAAUGUAGUGAGAAUAGGAGAUGAAUGGAUAAUUACUUUUGCUCUCCACUUCUUCAAUACAAAAUUACAAUGACCGAUGUAUCAUUUGACAAAUUAUUGGUGUGAGAAGAUCUUACGACAUGCUAGUCUCUUGAAUGAAAAAUAAACUGAGUUUUUUAAUGAACAGACUGAUUGUGAGUGUGAAGUUACAAUGGAAAACAUAAAAAUGCUUUGAAAUUGGAAAAACAUGUGGUAUAUGGUUCAUCGUCCUUGUACAGAUUGUUUUAUCACAAAUGUAUGUAUUUUUUAAGAUAAUUCAAAAAAAAGAGUAUCUCGUCUUAUUUUACUCCACCACAGGAAUUCCUUGACAACACCAACAGAGAGGACGAUUAAUCGAGACUCUGAUGAAGAAAAAAAAAACAAUCAUAAAUUUAUUCAAUUUUACAGGUGUUUCGUCGCAAUUUACAAUUACAACUGUUGUUUAAA